GCGCGGCCUGGCCGGGGGCGGUCGCGGGGAGUGGAGGGCGCGGAGGGGGGUCGUGGGCCUGUGCUGCUGCCGCCGCCGAUAUGCUGCUGUGUCGCUGCCCGUCCUCCAGCCGAGUACGUCAGUGCUUUCAUGCCCUAAAGUUGAUAAAGAGAGACCGCCUUCCAUCGCUGCAUAUUGCAAGAUGUGCAUCUGCUGCCGCUGUGCCUCGCAUAACCACGCAUUAUACAAUUCACCCUCGGGACAAAGACAAACGAUGGGAAGGGGUAAACAUGGAAAGAUUUGCAGAGGAAGCUGAUGUGGUCGUUGUUGGAGGAGGCCCUGCGGGUCUUUCAGCAGCGAUUCGACUCAAACAGUUAGCUGCUGAGCACAGCAAAGAAAUACGUGUUUGUCUGGUGGAAAAGGCUUCUCAGAUUGGUGCACAUACACUCUCUGGUGCUUGUCUUGAGCCAAGGUCCUUAGAAGAGCUCUUUCCAGACUGGAAAGAACGGGGGGCUCCGCUUAAUACUCCUGUAACUGAAGACAAGUUUGGAAUUUUAACAAAGAAAUCUAGAAUUCCAGUGCCAAUUCUUCCAGGACUUCCAAUGGUUAAUCAUGGAAAUUACAUUGUCCGUCUGGGCCACUUUGUGAGUUGGCUCGGCGAACAAGCAGAAGCUUUGGGUGUUGAAAUUUAUCCAGGCUAUGCAGCAGCUGAGGUUCUUUUUCAUGAAGAUGGUAGCGUGAAAGGGAUAGCAACUAAUGACGUAGGCAUCCAGAAGGAUGGAGCACCUAAAGCUACCUUUGAAAGAGGCUUGGAACUCCAUGCCAAAGUCACGGUCUUCGCUGAAGGUUGUCAUGGGCAUCUAGCCAAACAGCUGUACAAAAAAUACAAUCUAAGGGAGAAGUGUCAACCCCAGAGCUAUGGCAUUGGACUGAAAGAGUUAUGGACUAUAGAUGAAAAGAAAUGGAAACCAGGAAGAGUAGAACAUACUGUAGGCUGGCCUUUAGACAGACAUACAUAUGGAGGAUCUUUCCUUUACCAUUUAAAUGAGGGUGAACCUUUGGUUGCUCUUGGAUUUGUGGUUGGUUUAGAUUAUCAAAAUCCCUAUUUGAAUCCAUUUAGGGAGUUUCAGAGGUGGAAGCACCAUCCUAGCGUACAGCCUACUUUGGAAGGUGGAACAAGGAUUGCCUAUGGUGCCAGAGCAUUGAAUGAAGGUGGUUUCCAGUCAAUACCCAAACUCACCUUCCCAGGUGGAUUAUUAAUUGGUUGCAGUCCUGGACUCAUGAAUGUUCCCAAGAUCAAAGGGACACACACUGCAAUGAAAAGUGGCAUGUUGGCCUCAGAAGCCAUCUUUAGCCAAUUAAUCAAUGAAAAUCUCCAAUCAAAGACAAUAGGACUUGACGUGCAAGAAUAUGAAGAGAACCUGAAAAAGUCCUGGGUCUGGAAAGAGCUGUAUGCGGUCAGGAACAUCCGCCCCUCCUGCCACAGCGUCCUGGGUGUCUACGGAGGGAUGAUCUACACAGGGAUCUUUUACUGGAUACUGAGAGGAAUGGAACCGUGGACGUUAAAACAUCCAGGACCAGAUUUUGCUCAGCUCAAGCCAGCCAAAGAUUGCACGCCUAUCGAAUACCCGAAGCCUGAUGGAAAAAUCAGUUUUGAUCUCCUGUCAUCUGUGGCUUUAAGUGGUACAAACCAUGAACACGACCAGCCUGCUCACUUAACUCUCAAAGAUGACAGCGUCCCCGUGAGCAGGAAUCUGGCUGUAUUCGACGGACCAGAACAAAGAUUCUGUCCAGCAGGAGUUUAUGAGUAUAUUCCUCUGGAAUCAGGAGAUGGAUCAAGACUGCAGAUAAAUGCUCAGAACUGUGUCCACUGCAAAACCUGUGAUAUUAAAGACCCAAGUCAGAACAUUAACUGGGUAGUGCCUGAAGGUGGAGGAGGACCAGCUUAUAAUGGGAUGUAAACUGAUGGGAAAUUACUCAGUGACUUGUGAUUGCCAACCAAAAAGUUGGGAGUAUUUUAUGCUGCAUUGUCAUUAAAGUACAGCACUGACUCGACUGUUAAAGAGUUUGAGGCUCAUGUGCCAUUCUGAAUUGUAGGUAUGACCGUUGCAUUAAAUGGAAAGUUGGUGCCUUCUGAUUAAA
Calidris pugnax (ruff) is the source of this 2121-nucleotide messenger RNA. It is a transcript of the gene ETFDH, whose product is annotated as electron-transferring-flavoprotein dehydrogenase. Lineage: Eukaryota; Metazoa; Chordata; Aves; Charadriiformes; Scolopacidae. The record is from RefSeq and is a predicted model, not a curated record. Gene Ontology annotation, cellular component: mitochondrial inner membrane. Gene Ontology annotation, molecular function: iron-sulfur cluster binding; electron-transferring-flavoprotein dehydrogenase activity. The transcript is spliced from 13 exons. The coding region runs from base 81 to 1940 and encodes 619 amino acids. Gene Ontology annotation, biological process: electron transport chain.